AAACGAAUAUCAGUGUGUUGUCUUGCCAGGUAAUCAGUGAGUGAGCAUGUAGCUUUUCGUCACGCAAUGGUCGGAUAUUGUGCUUAUUCUUUGAGGUCAGUCAUCUGGAAUGAGAUGCGUACACAAAGGGAAGAAUGGAUAUCCUCUGCGAUCACAACUAGCAUACAACAAAUAAUUACAGCCUAACAGAUUGAGAGAGAGAAAGUGAGAGACACAAAAUAUCAAAGGGAGUAAACUGACAUUACUUGGAAAACGUAUGCUGUCCACCCACAACCCUCCCGUAUUAUUUCGAUUCACACAUCUCAUUGUAUUUUUUGCAGAUGAUCUGAAAGACGCGUUUCCCAGUGACACAAAGAAGAUUGAUCAAUAUGUCGCUUGUAUAAACAGAAAUUUCCAAAAAUACUACGAACCGGACUUCUUCAAGUUGACGAUAGCGUCAUUGCGAGUCCUCUUUGAGGAAUAUGGUGAACUUGUUCAGGAAAUAAAUUGGGAUUUCGUUCGAUACAAACCCACAUUACUGGAGAAUAAAAGAUGGGAGAAAAGCAGGAAAUAUGGACCUGAAUAUAAUGGAUGUGACGAGUUCCGGCCAUCUAUCUCUUCUCAAGGUAUCAGAAGUUGGAAUCUCUUAGUAUCUGAAGCAUAUGACGAAAUCACUACACGUGAGGAAAUAAAAGCUUUAUUGCCAAUAUAUGAAAAACUCGCUGACAGACUGACGUCUGCUCACCAGUGGUUCCGGUCGAAAAAACAGUGUUGACACGCCUAUUAUCGACUUCCUUUUUUUCUCAUGUUUUACCAAUGAUUAAACAGUGAUUUAACAGCGCAGCCUUCUUUGUUUAAUAAUAAUAAUAAUUCAAUAAUAAUCAUAAUAAAGUAAUUAUAAGCCAA
This is a messenger RNA of Trichobilharzia szidati, 885 nucleotides long. NCBI's taxonomy places the organism in Eukaryota, Metazoa, Platyhelminthes, Trematoda, Strigeidida, Schistosomatidae. The record is from the annotation of a GenBank genome assembly.